AUGGGCCUGUUCUCAUCGGCCGCUAAGAGAUGCAGCAACGGCAAGAAGUUCCUCCGCAGCGCGGGCGCGUGCUACUGUUCGCCGUCUGCCUGCGCCCCUGCAGGUGGUGUGCGCGGCAAGGAAGAGGCGUCGACGUCGGCGCCGGCUUCCGUGCCAGCAGAUAGCAAGAAGAAAAGGUGGAGGAAGAGGAAGUUCUGGAGGAAGAAGAAGAAGGCCAAGAAGGAGAGCGGCGAUGGCAGCGGCGAGCUCGCGGACCUCGUCAACAACAUUUCGGCCAAGUCGGGUAAGCCGAUGCAUCCAACGCCACUCGCGUCGCCUCUGCUGAGAGACAAGAGGAGGUUCGUGAAGCUGGCCGACCCGUUGCUGGGCAGGAGGUACCCCGUGAAGGGGCUGUACCAGGCGCUCGCCGUCGCGUCCAUGUGCUUGCAGGAGGACGCUGCCAGCCGGCCGGGGAUCAGCGACGUCGUCGCGGCGCUCUCGUUCCUCGCCGACCCGCAAUACUACCCUCCCGAAGGCAUGCAAGCUGAGCACAAGAGCCCAGAUCGAGGGUCAGACAGGGAUAGCAGUCCCAGUCCUCCUAAGGCCGACAUGAUCAGGGCAGACGACGAAAUGAAGCAUAGGUGA
Messenger RNA from Miscanthus lutarioriparius, 624 nucleotides. Lineage: Eukaryota; Viridiplantae; Streptophyta; Magnoliopsida; Poales; Poaceae. The record is from the annotation of a GenBank genome assembly.